Molecule: messenger RNA, 4492 nt
Organism: Alligator mississippiensis (American alligator)
Lineage: Eukaryota; Metazoa; Chordata; Crocodylia; Alligatoridae
Gene: IGLON5
Product: IgLON family member 5
Exons: 8
Coding region: 106-1128 (340 amino acids)
Cellular component (GO): neuron projection
Source: RefSeq, a predicted model, not a curated record
AGCAUGUCCUGAUGUGAUGCACCAGGGCUGGCUCUGGGCUGCCGGGCUCCAGCCGCGUGUCCGGGCCUUGCACACGCGUGUGCAAGCGUGUGCGUGGGGGGGUGCAUGUGGGGGUGCAUGGGGGGGGCCAUGGGGCAGCCCCGGCAUGACCGGCUCCUGCUGAGAUUGGCCUUCCUCCUCCUCUCACAAGGGCUGCUGGCACAGGGCCUCGACUACAACCAGCCCCCCGAGAACUACACCGUGUGCCAGGGUGACAAUGCCACACUGAGCUGUGCCAUCGACACGGAGGUGACCCGUGUGGCCUGGCUGAACCGCUCCAACAUCCUCUUCGCUGGGCGCGACAAAUGGUCACUGGACCCACGCGUGCAGCUCCUGGCACACAGUGCUGCUGAGUUUGCCAUUGCCAUCGCCCGUGUGGACGCCUAUGACGAGGGGCUCUACACCUGCUCCUUCCAGACCCGCCUGCGCCCCCACACUGCCCAGCUCUACCUCAUUGUGCAGGUCCCUGCCCGGAUAACGAACAUCUCGUCCUCGGUGACGGUGAACGAGAGCAGCAACGUCAACCUGCUCUGCCUGGCGGCUGGCAAACCUGAGCCCAGUGUCACCUGGCAGCAGCUGAAAGACGGCUUCACCAGCGAGGGCGAAUACCUGGAGAUCACAGGGAUCACGCGAGAGCAGGCCGGCGAGUACAAGUGCAUCACAGACAACGGCAUUGCCUCCCCUGACAGCCGCACUGUGCUGGUCACUGUCAACUACCCACCGGUCAUCUCAGAGACGAAGAACUUAAAUCCCCCCCUGGGUAAAUCAGCCAUCCUGCGCUGUGAGGCCAUGGCCGUGCCCCCCGCCAACUUCGAGUGGUUCAAGGAUGACAAGCUGCUGACUGGGCGCCUGGAGGGACUGGAGAUCCGCAAUGAGCGCACACGCUCCAUGCUGCACUUUGCCAACGUCAGCGCCUGGCACUACGGCAACUACACCUGCCUGGCCUCCAACAAGCUGGGCACCUCCAGCAUCAGCCUGCGGCUCAUCCGCCCUGAUGCCCUGGAGAGUGCGGCUGGGCUGGGCCUGGGGUCUCCCGUUGUCUUGGGGCUGCUGGCGUCGGCCUUUGUGACCCUGCUGCUGAGGCUCUAGGGGUGGCAGCGGCGCCGGGGACUCCCCAUCCAAGGGCUUUAGGCGCGCGAGCGAGGGGAAGAGGAGCCGGGACCUGCUCCCGCGGCGCUGGAGUGAGAGAGAGAGAAAACGAGGGGAAAAAAAAGAAAAAGAAAAAAAAAAAAGCAAGAAAAAAUACAAAAAAAACCACCCAACACUGUGAAGGAACCAAAACCCCGUGAAUUCACCCUGAACCCGAGCCAUCCGCAUCACCUGUCCCGCUGCCGGAGAGACUGCGCUGGAGCGCCCUGAAAGGGUUAAGGACCACCAGCCUUGCCCUGUGGAGCCCCGCCCACUGCUGGCAAGCCCUGUCCAUGCCCCUGGGAGGGGGUUGAGAGGGUGCCUGGUAAGCCCCGCCAACUGGGGGGAGCCAUGCCCCCCUCCUGGCUUUGGAAGAGCAGGGAGUGAAAGGGUUAAGGUCUGGGGGUGAGGCUCCCCCCCCCCUCCUGGUUGAAGCCCUGCCCUCCCAGCCUAGAUCCGCCCCCCCCGCCCUAGGAACGAAAGGGUUAAGAGCUGUGGGUGAGGCUCCACCCCUGUCCUGCCUGAAGCCUGCCCUCCCAGCCUGGCCCCGCCCCCAUCUGCCUGCUUUGGGAGCUAUUGGUUUAAGAGCUCCAACCCCAUUUCGCUGAAGUCCCACCCCCCUCUGCCUGUUUUGGACAUGGAAGGGUUACGGGAAGCAAGCCCUGCCCCCACUUCUUCCCAGAGCCCUGCCUCUCCUAGCUGGCAAGCUCCGCCCCCCUUAGGCCAUCAGUGGGCUUGAAAAGGCCAGCCCCACCCCUGUAGCCCCACCCCCACCCUCGUAAGCCCCACCCCCAAGCAGGGUGGAUUAUGUGGCCUCCCAUCGGUGUGUGUGGGGGAGUAAUCUGAAUGGAACAGGGGUUAAUAAAAGCAAGCCCCGCCCCCUCCCAUAGGGUUCGUUGGCUUUCUAGGGGAUUCAGGAGCCACAAGCUUCCCCCACUGGCUGAAUUUUGGGAGAUGGGAAUUUCCGCUCGUGGGAGAGGCCGCGAAUUUCCUUCCCAGGCUAAAUUUUGCUGGUUAAAAAUCCUCUGGUUGUGGAGGGAGAUGAAGCUGGGGGUGGGACCUGGGAGGACUGAGGACCCCCCCUCAUUGGCUGGAGGGAUCUUGGAGGGGUUGAAAACAGCAUUUUUUUUCCUUGCUCCAUGUUUGAAAAUGGCAUCGGUUUUCCCCAUUUAAGCUAUAAAUUCCCCUCAUUGCCUGGAUCUUGGAGCCGAACGUGUCCUAGCUGGAGAGAUCUUGGAGGGGUUGAAAACAGCAAUUUUUUUCCGGGAGCUGGGGUUGAGAAUUGCAUUGAUUGAUCCCACUUUGCAGCUGAUGAUCCCCCUCAUUGGCCAAAAUGGCAUUAUUCCCCCAUGAUCUAGGAUUGAAAAUGGCAUUGAUUUUACCCAGUUUUGGGGCACCCCCAUUGGCUGGAUCCUGGAGCUAAACAUGUUGCAGGGCAGGGACUCCUUGGAGGAGUUGAAAAUGGCGUCUUGUUGCGUGCUCUGUGUUUGAAAAUGGCAUUGCUUUUUCCCCCCAUUUGAGCCAGGAGUUCCCCACAUUGGUUGAAAACUGGACUGAAAAUCCUCUCCAAAGUUGAUGUUUUGUCAGCGGUUGAAAAUAACGUUUCUUCCAUGUCUGAGGGCGGAGACCCCCCCUCACUGGCCGGAUCUCAGAGCCGAACGUGUCAUGGGUUGGAGAUGCCUUGGAGGGGCUGAAAAUGGCAUCUCUUUCUUUGCUCCAGAUUUGAAAAUGGCAUCAGUUUUUCCCAUGAAAUUUUGAACCAUGAAUUCCCCUCAUUGGCUGAAAAUUAGACUGAAAAUCCCCUCCAAUUGUGAGCUAGUGCAGGCGGAGUUGAAAAUAGCAUUGGUUUUUCCAUUUUCUCAGAGCCAAACAUGUUAUGGGUUGGAGAGAUCUUGGAGGGACUGAAAAUGGCAUCUUUUCCCCAUGAUCUGGGGCUGAAAAUGGCAGUGGUUUUGCCCAGUUUGGGGUCUUCAGAUCCCCCUUACUGGUUGGAUCUUGGAGUUGAAUGUCUCACAGUUUCAAGAGAUCUUGGAGAGGUUGAAAAUGGCAUCUUUUUCCUUGCUCCAUUUUUGAAAAGGGUAUUGUUUUCUCCCCAUUUCAGUCAGAAUUUCCCGUCAUUAGCUGAAAAUUGGGCUGAAAAAUCCCCUUCAAUAGGAUGCUGUUUUCAUAGGGGGUUGAAAAUGGCACCGGUUUUACUGGUUUUGGGGCUGAGAACCCCCCCUCAUUGGCCAGAUCUCAGAGCCAAAUGUGCCGCUAAUUGGAGAGAUCUUAAAGGGGUUGAAAACAGCAUUUUUUUCUGUGAUCUGGGGUUGAAAAUUGCAUUGGUUGAUCACACUUUGCGAAUCAAAAUCACCCUUGUGGGCUGGAUCAUGGUGCCAAGCAUGUUGUGUGUCAGAGAGAUCUUGGAGGGGUUAAAAAUGGUGUAAUUUUCAUUGCUCUGGGUUGAAAAAUGGCAUUGGUUUCCCCCCAUUUGAGCCAAAAAUUCCCUUCGUUGGCUGAAAAUUGGAUUGAAAAUCCCCUCCAACCGUGACAUUUUGUAGGGGGUUGAAAAUGGCACUGGUUUUUCUGUUUUGAGACUGAGGACCCCCCUCAUUGGCCGGAUCUCAGAGCCAAACCUGUUGCGGGUCAGAGAAAUCUUGGAGGAGUUGAAAAUCGCAUUUUUUCCCAUGAUGUGGGGUUGAAAAUGGCAUUGGUUGAUCCUCCUUUGCACUUGAAAAUCCCACUCAUUGGCUGGAUCCUGGAGCUGAAUGUGUCACAGGUCAGAGAGAUUUUUAGAGGGUUGAAAAUACCACUGGUUUCCCAUGAUUUGAGCAGUGAAUCCCCCCAUUGGCUAAAAAUUGGACUGAAAAACCCUCUUCAAUGGUGACAUUUUCUUGGUGGUUGAAAAUAGCACUGGUUUUACCCCAUUUUGGGGCUGAGGACCCCCCUCUUUGGCUGGAUCUUGGAGCUGAAUUUGUUGCAGGUUGGAGAGAUCUUGAAAGGGUUGAAGAUAGCAUUUUUUCCCAUGAUCUGGGGUUGAAAAUUGCAUUGGUUGAUCCCACUUUGCACCUGAAAAUCCCUCUCAUGGGCUGGAGCUUGGAGCUAAAUGUGUCAUGGGUUGGAGAGAUCUUGGAGGGGCUGAAAACAGUGUCUUUUUCCCGUGAUCUGGGGUUAAAAAUGGCACUGGUUUUAGCCAGUGUUGAGGUUGCAAAUCUGUCAUUGGCUGAAUCUCAGAGCCAAAUACGUCACAGGUCAGAGACAUCUUGGAGGGUUUGAAAAUGGCACCUUUUUCCUUGCUUCAUGUUUGAAAAUGGCAUUUUUCAAAAUUCCCCUCAAUGGCUGAAAA